AUGAAGAUAGGAGGGGUCUUCCUAGUCCUCUUUUUGGCAUUUUUGGGCCUCACAGUUGCCUCACGAACGCCUCAACAAAAGGUGGAUUGCAGUAGAUACCCAAGAAAGCCAGAUGGGAGUGUAGGACCCUGCACCCUGGUGUAUGGGCCUGUUUGUGGAACUGAUGGACAAACCUACGGAAAUGAGUGUAGUCUGUGUGGUAAAAUUGUAGAAACUAAAGGAAGAGUCGGUCUUCGCCACAGAGGAAGGUGCUGA
Molecule: messenger RNA, 255 nt
Organism: Tachyglossus aculeatus (Australian echidna)
Lineage: Eukaryota; Metazoa; Chordata; Mammalia; Monotremata; Tachyglossidae
Product: ovomucoid-like
Exons: 4
Coding region: 1-255 (84 amino acids)
Molecular function (GO): protein binding; serine-type endopeptidase inhibitor activity
Source: RefSeq, a predicted model, not a curated record